AUGAACCUGAUGGAGUUUAACCAAUCUGAUCGCUGUGAGCAUUUCUCCUGUCCAGAGAGAUCUGUAUCUCCUGCAGUUUAUAUCUUACUGUACGUGUGUUCAGCUGCUGUGGUUCUUCUAACAGUGUGUGGAAAUCUGCUUGUCAUCAUCUCUGUUUUUCACUUCAAGCAGCUUCACACACCAACCAACAUGCUCGUGCUCUCUCUGGCUGUGUCGGAUUUCCUCAUCGGCUCUUUAGCGAUGCCGUCAAUUUUAAUCUGGGCGAUUGAGUUAUGCUGGAUUUUGGGGACACAUUUCUGCAUGUGUGUUAUGAUGACUGCCUCCCUGCUGAUGACUUUAUCCAUAUAUCAUAUUGUUCUGAUUGCUGUGGAUCGGUAUUUGGCUCUCUCAAACCCCUUUCUCUACAUGAACAGAGUCUCUGUGAGGGUAAUUCAAGUUGUAAUUAUUUUUAACUGGUGUGUGGUGGUGGCCUAUAAUUUAAUACUUUUGUAUUUUAAUGGAAACUUCAUGAGCUCUGUCAUGUGUCCUGGAGAGUGUGUUAUCUUUCUGAAUGAGGUUUGGUCUGUAAUUGACCUUAUAUAUUCAUUUAUAUUUCCACUCUCUGUCAUUAUCAUAUUGUAUACUCAAGUUUUUGUGAUUGCUAAGAAACAUGCCACUGCUAUCAGAGAGCUUAAUAAUCACACACAGCCAAAAACACAGAAAAUCACCUCACACUCAAUGAAAUCUGAGAGAAAAGCAGCUAAAGUUCUCGGCAUUUUAGUGUCUGUGUUUCUGAUGUGUUUACUUCCAUAUUUUAUUUACAGUUUAAUAGGUGAUGUUAUUGAAUUGCCAGCCGGAUUAUUUCAGAAAGUCUUUAUCAUGCUUCAUCUUAAUUCCACCAUUAAUCCACUUAUUUAUGCUCUGUUUUACCCGUGGUUUAGGAGGUGCAUUAAAUUAAUUAUAACUCUGCAAAUAUUCCAAACAGACUCUGCAUUAAUAAACAUUCUUACAUGAAUAGCCUUUUUCACUACUUUAAUAUAUGGUAGGAAUUUGAUUUGUUACCGAAGCUAAAAGUGAAUUAAAUUAA
This is a messenger RNA of Pangasianodon hypophthalmus (striped catfish), 1066 nucleotides long. RefSeq names its product trace amine-associated receptor 13c-like. Gene Ontology annotation, cellular component: membrane. NCBI's taxonomy places the organism in Eukaryota, Metazoa, Chordata, Actinopteri, Siluriformes, Pangasiidae. The transcript has a single exon. The coding region runs from base 1 to 993 and encodes 330 amino acids. Gene Ontology annotation, molecular function: trace-amine receptor activity. Gene Ontology annotation, biological process: G protein-coupled receptor signaling pathway. The record is from RefSeq and is a predicted model, not a curated record.